GACCCGGUUGCCGGUCUUGUUUCAGUCUUUCGUGUCGGUCUCUCUGAGCACCGGGAGGAUCUCUCUGAUUGGCUGCAGAGAAACGAGCUCUCUUAGCCCACCCACUGCUCAGUACAGCCACUCUGCACACUUUCUUUCCUUCCUUGCAUUGAGUCUGGGACCUGGCCCCGGGGCUGAACGGCACACACACACACAGCGCGCACCAUGGCAGCUACGCACAGCGAGUACAGAGGCUACCUGCGGAGCGCCGUCGACAUGGAGGCCGGGCAGCACCGCUUCCACCCGGUGCAGAGCUCGGAGCCAACUUACCGGUCGCUACUAUUCGGGACCCUCGCCGUUAUGGGAUUGCUUCAGGUGGCCUCCAGCGUGGCGAUCUUAUUACACCUGACGGGUUAUCUGCAAGAGGUAGAUCUGUCCACAGCUCCACACCGGCCCAUAGAGGAGGUGCAGACGGAGCCGGUGCUGAACGCUCUGAGAGACACAAGGAAAGGCCGACGGUGCAAAACUCCCAAAGAGAGCCUGCCUUCAGCUCAUCUACCAAUCAGAGCGCACCAGGAGUUCUCUAAGAAAGGUGAGCCGAAGGCCAUCACCAUCGACUGGGACGAGUUGCACGGAUACCACCACAGGAUGAACUACCAGAAGGGGAAGCUGCUGGUGUUGGAGUCGGGUUUCUACUACAUCUACGCCAAGACCUGCUUCCGCUACUACAAGUACGGACCGGAGGACAGCAGCCUGGCCGGCCUCCCACCGGUGGAUGUUAGCAACACCCAGCUCAUCCAGUACGUCUACCACGAGAGCAUCAAACUGAACAGCAAGGCCGUGGUGCUGAUGAAGACGGGCAGCACCAUGCGCUGGAACAACACGAGCUAUAACAUGUACUGCGCCCAGCAGGGCCGAGGGGUCCGGCUGGAGCAGGGAGACGCCCUGUAUGUCAACGUGUCCAACGCGUGGAUGCUGGACCCGGAGGGAGAAGGGACGUAUUUCGGGGCCAUAAAGUUGGGUAACUGAGAACGACACGUGGGGAGCGGACAUGCUACUGAACAUUUGAUAUGCCAAAGAACCACUGUUAGUGAUUUAUAAGUGUCUUUUUAUUCUUCAUGUGUUUUUACAUUGCUCUUGGAGUCCUUUGUGAGAAUGGAAAAGGUUGUAUCUUCCCCUCCUCAAAGAAAACACGAGACACGCAGCUCUCAGCUUCAUCCAACACAGCACUGGACUCUUUUCUUUUUUUUUUUUACAUUUCAGUUCAGAUUACAACAUUUAGACUUAAGCACAGAUGUGUUUGUGGACUAAUUAAAGAAACCAUUAGGGAGCAGCUUAGGAAGUAAGUUUGUUGGCAAGACGUGCAGCGAGAAAGGAUUUAUCAAUGUGGACGGGAAAAAGAAAUCUGCUUGUACUUAGCAGAUUAUCACAGAAUAAAAACAACAGGGCUCCCAGGUCUGCCUCGACCCUCAGCCGUGAGCACACAAAUGUUUUCAUGAAAGGUUUUGUAAGUGUGAAGGAGGCAGGCGAUGAGGCGUCCUCACAGUAAGCAACUCAACGCUGUAAUUAAACGUUGGCGGUUAGAUGGAGAGUUACAUCUGAGGCACCAUUUCAACUUCCUGCUUUGGAGGAUUCACUUUGAAUCUCACUUUGUUUUUAGAUUUAAAAGAGAAGGUCAGAAACUCAUUUGUUAUCCACGUUUCAGUCUUAAUGAAAUGUAAAGAGCGGCGGUUACACAACAAUGUCAUUUUAAACUGCGGAGGAAACGACGAGCAACGAGCGACGCAGAUAGCUGGACUGUCUGACCACGAACGACACGAAUAGACACUUGUCUUCUUUAACGAGAGGAACCAAAUUGAGUUUGGUUUCAUCUUUUAACUUAAAUUUUGUUUUCAUUUGGCUCUUCAGUGAGGCAAAUGGGAAUAUGCACUAAAUAUUUAUUUAUUAGCUCUAGAAGUACAGAGGCGGGUCGUUGUUAAAGUGACUCUGGACUGUAACAAAUCAUUUAUAUUUGAUGUCUGUAUGACGCUCAUUAUGCAGCACUUAGAGGACAUAGUAGUCACGCUUUUUGUUACUGAAACACAGGGGCUUCAUUUUAAAUUUCAUAUUUAUGUAUCUUGAUUCUGACAAUUCUGUGUGCACUUGCCUAGCCAAAAGCAAUAUGGAUAUAUUGUUUCUUCUACAAGAUUGUAGCAUACCUGUAAAAUCUUCAUCUGACUUCAUCUGAUAGAUAUUGUGUUUUCCAUUCAGUUUUUAUUUAUGUUCUGUAUGUUUUAAUAAAACAAAGUACUUUUGUAA
Messenger RNA from Cottoperca gobio, 2277 nucleotides. RefSeq names its product TNF superfamily member 11 (gene tnfsf11). Gene Ontology annotation, biological process: immune response. Gene Ontology annotation, cellular component: membrane. The coding region runs from base 205 to 1008 and encodes 267 amino acids. Lineage: Eukaryota; Metazoa; Chordata; Actinopteri; Perciformes; Bovichtidae. The transcript is spliced from 4 exons. Gene Ontology annotation, molecular function: tumor necrosis factor receptor binding. The record is from RefSeq and is a predicted model, not a curated record.